CCCAUCUCAGCUUAUAACGGUUGAGUGAAUAUGGCUGUUUCAAGGGAAGCCCACAAGCGUGGCUUUAGCUUAACCCACCAGCGAGUCGUUCUCGACUUGGAUUUUGGUGGUUUGUUCAGGGGUUUUACUGAACUCACGAUUACACCAAUAUCUGAUGCACUCAAGACGGUCAAUAUACACUCGAGACAAGCCACUAUACAUAGAGUGCUUGUCACCCCGCCAAAUCCUACAGCUACACCCAUCCCGACUGACUUCACCCACCGCGAUCCUCAGUCACAUAUCAACUUAGCAGAAAACGAGGGAAAGGACGGCAAAGUGGACGUACAUCGACAUCCUGAGCUCAAGCGGAAAGUUUACUCGGCUCUCGCUCAAGGUGACGAAGGAGAACUAAGCAUUUCUCUCCCACCUGGCUGUAUCGUCCGUGGCUUAGGCGAUAAUGUACAACCUGAAAUUCCACCGUCCUCAGCUGAUAAAGACAAGGAGGAUCCAAAAGAGCAGAAAGAACAGAAAGAGCAGAAAGAGACUACACAGAAUACACAGGAUUUUGCCCCAAUUACUAUAUUCGUGGAGUUCUCCAUUACGCAGCCAUUUGAAGGUCUCCAGGUUGUGAAACCUACAGAGACUUCCCCAUAUCGCAUUCCGCACAUAUAUACAUCACCAACAUGCCCUGAUGCAGCUCGUUGUUGGGUGCCUUGUAUAGAUAGCUUGUGGGAAAGAUGCACUUGGGAACUGGAGUUUAUCACCCCUAGGUUCCUCUCAGCAGUCGGCGAAGACGGCGUAGAAGGCGAGCAGGAUGACCCAGUUGUCGUAGUUUCUUCAGGCGACUUGAUUGAACAGGUCGCACACCCAUCUAUAUCAUCAAAGACUAUCUUCCACUUUGCUCAAUCAUUGCCUACAUCUGUACAACACAUAGCUUUUGCAGCUGGCCCCUUCACUAUUUUACCGAUUCCGCAUACCUCCGCAACUACUCAAUCAACAUUACUUCAUGCAUUUGGUCCACCUGGUACAGCCAAAGAGUUGGCAGCUUCGGUAGCGAUCAUUCCACGCGCUUUGCAAUUCUAUAGUGCAGAGCAUGGUACAUAUCCAUUCUCAUCGUUCAAGGUCGUCUUCGUUCAUGAUCCGCCAGUCGAUGUCAGUGUUUCCUCAACUGUCGUAAUAAUGUCAAUGGAUUUGCUUCAUCCUGCCUCGGCGAUAGAGCAGACUUUAGAUACUCGACAAAAACUUUCACAUGCAUUGGCAACACAAUGGUCCGGAAUCAACAUCAUGCCUAGAUCGUGGUCUGAUAUGUGGUUGGUUCAGGGUCUAGCAAGCUACAUCUCAAACCUCUUCUUGAAGAAGUCUAUGGGUAACAAUGAAUACUUCUUCCGUAUGAAGAAGGAUAUGGAUAGAUUAGCAAUGAACGAUACUGGCCAAUUACCACCAUUGUGUGUACCAAAUGCACUUGAACCUGCUAAUGACAAUGAUGCACCAUUUUUACUAUUAAAAGCACCACUAGUUUUACACAUUCUUGAUCGUAAACUUUCAAAGUCUGGAACAGCACAUGGUUUAUCGAGAGUUCUACCAAAGAUUUUCUUGGGUGCGCUUUCAGGUGAUGUUAUUAUAUCAACCAACGGUUUCUUGAGAACUUGUAGGAAAGUAGCUGGUGUAGACCUCAGACAAUUUGCUGAUCAAUGGAUUUUUGGAUCUGGUACACCAAGAUUCACAAUUGGUGCCAAUUUCAAUAGAAAAAAGAUGUGUGUAGAAAUGACAGUAAAGCAAGAAUCACCAGCAUACGACGCCCAUACACCAAAUACUCCAGAGAUGCAUUAUAACAGACCAACCCAAAUAUUUGAAGGUCAAAUGACUGUGAGAAUUCAUGAAGCUGAUGGUACACCAUAUGAGCACGUUCUUGAUAUCAAGGAUGCAAAUAAGAGGUUCGACGUUCCUUUCAAUACGAAGUAUAAACGUGUUAGAAGAAACACAAAGCGUUAUCAAGCCAGACAGGCAGCAGCAGCCGCGGCCGCACAGGGUGAUGAAGAAGCAGCUGAAGCUAUCGGUAUGAUAGAUUUGGGUUUCCAAUUAAAUGACUGGGAACAAGAAUCCGAGAGAGACAGAUGGAAGGUUGAGGAUUGGACUGAAGAGGAUGAAGCUGCGAUGUCACAAGCUACCUACGAAUGGAUCAGAGUUGAUGCAGACUUUGAAUGGAUUUCUAUGAUAACAUUCGAACAACCAGAUUUCAUGUGGGUUUCUCAAUUGCAGCGUGACAGAGAUGUUGUUGCCCAACUAGAAGCUGUUCAUGCUUUGAAAUCUAUUCCAUCAAAAUUGGUUUCAACUCAGCUCACUAGGACGGUUUUGGUCACAAACUACUUCUUCAGAAUUAGGAUGGAAGCCGCUAUGGUUUUACAUACAUGUGCAACACCAGAAUUGGAUUAUAUCGGAAUGUUCCACUUAUUCAAGAUCUUCCAAUCUAGGUACUGUUAUCCACCACCACAAGAGAUCAUGGAUCCAUUCGGUUUCAAGUGUAUACCACUGGCUAACAACUUCGAUGACUUGAGUGAAUACUUCGUUCGUAAGGCUGUCAUCGUUUCCUUGACUUCAAUCAGAGAUCAAUCUAGUCGAUCUAUGCUCAAUAUUAGAGAAUUCCUCGUUGAUCAGUUGAGGUACAAUGACAAUUCGAGUAAUAGAUAUUCCGAUAGCUACUAUUUGUCUGGUAUAAUUAGUUGCUUAGCCAUUGCUCUUGUACCAACCGUCCAACACGAAGCUAGUGUGCUGCAGCAAGAUGAGGAUCCUGAUGCAAAUGAUCAUCCGUUUGGUCCUCACGUUCGUCGACAAGCAAUUGAAGAAGUCGAAAGGUAUAGAACCAUGGAUAGGCUCGUACCUUCUUAUCAAAAUGUCAUCUCAGUUGCGACGCUUGAGUUUAAUGUCAAGUUGAUGAUCGCAGGUAUAAUACCGAACAACGCACCACUCUUCAUCCCAUAUACAAGGGAGGGUAACUACCCACCGCUUCGAAUCGUCGCGUUCGACUGUUUACUGCUUCUUGGUGCUCUUCGCCAUCGCCCAAUCAUUCAAUACUUUUCUACCAUACUCGGGUAUGACGAAUCAAGGGUGGUCAGAAGAUCGCUGGCUCAAUCUAUGAUCGAGUCACUUAUCGUUUUGAUGGCAACUGGUGAUUUGGCCGCCAUUCAGAAGAAGGAACCUCAAUUCAUUGAAGAAGAUGCCAAACUGAGUGAAAUUAAAGAGAAGGACUCUGGUAAAAGUGAACUUGACAGACAGUUGAAGGGUCUUCGCAAAGAUAUUGGUAAAUUAGCUAGUCUUAGAAUGGGUAUUAUGACUGCACUGUUGUCAUCACAAGUCGAUUAUCAGGUUAGAUGGACGCUCCUGCAACUUUGUGAUGUUCUCUACAAAGGCAAUACAGAACCAUUACCUAAAGUCAAGUUCAAGUUACCAGCGCCAGCACCUGCACCUGCGCCACCUCAACCACCUGCGUCGACUGAGCAAACACCGACGAUGCCUGUCAAAAUCAAACUCAAGGCACCAACAAUACCAUCAGCCACUCCAGCCUCAGCCACACCACCGCCGGUCAUGGAUACUAAAUCGCCAGAGCCAACACUACCAGAAACCAACGGUAAUGCAAACGGUUAUACUGCACCUAGUGGUAGUGGAUUGAACAUCUCACUCAAGAAGAAGAGAGAUAAGGCUGUACCGCAAGCCCAAAGAGGCGGUAUGUCAAGCCAGGAUGUCAGUGCUUGCCGAGCCAUUCAUAAACGUAUCCAAGGUCACAAGACGGCGGGUUGGUUUUUGUAUCCAGUCGAUCCUGUUAGGGAUGGUGCUCCUGAUUACUUUACAAUAAUAAAGGAACCAAUGGAUAUAGGUACUAUGAGUGCCAAACUCGAUAGUGGUCAUUACGCAUCUAGGUUCGAUUAUGAAAAUGACUUCAAAUUGAUAAUUAAGAAUGCAACUACGUAUAAUGGACCAUCAUCUCCAGUUCAUAAAACUGCAUUAGAGUUAGAUGCAUUCUUUGACAAGCAAUGGCAAAGAGUUGCAAAUACGCUAAAUGCUGCCGCUGGACGUAGACCUACUGCACAAGCCAAUGAUGCUAUGCCAAGUCCACCAAGUAAGGUACCUGAUGCAUCUGAAGUAACGCAACCGCCACCAGCUCAGCCACGACUCUCAUUGAAGAUCAAACCUCCUAAGCCUGUCAAGGAUACUGAUAAGGAUAUGGAGAGUAAUGGUAAUGACAAUCUGGAUAGACCAGUGGAAGCAAGUAAUCCUCCGGCUGAUCCAGCUGUAAUAACUCAACCUGAACCGCCUGUUGCAGUCGAGGAAUCUUCUGCCUUACCAUCGGAACCAAGCACCCAGGAAGUGAAAACCGAAAGUGCACUACCAGAUGCAGAUGUAUCUGCAACGGUAUCUCAGCCAGUUGAAGAACAGCAGCCUCAGAUGGAUGUAACAACAGCUCAGUCAAAUCAUGAGGACAUUUUGAAUGACGAAUUACUAGCUUUGUCAGACAAUAAACCAACAACGACAUCAAUGCCACCACCACCGCCAAAGAUGCCUCAAACACAAUCGGAUGGCACUCUAGACUACAGGAAAGCAAAGAUUUUGUUGAGAAAGUUGACGGGUAUGCCAGAAGCUGCAAUAUUCUUGCAGCCAGUUGAUCCAAUAUUACAUGGCUGUCCAACAUAUCUGGAUGAGAUAAAGAGGCCGAUGGAUUUCUCGACAAUAUCAAAAAAUAUGGAUCAAAAGAAAUACGUAACUAAUGAUGAAUUCAUCAAUGAUGUUGAACAGAUAUUCAAGAAUUGCAGACAAUUCAAUGGUACUAGUGAAACCAGUACAUUGACUGCUCAGACUUGUGAUCCAGUAGAAAAAGCUUUCAAGAGGGAGUGGAGGAGCAUUAUGUUACCAAAGAUACCUCAUAAUGAAAAGAGAAGUUUGGUAUCUACGAUGAAAGGAUGGUAUAAGAGUGAACAUGCGUUUUGGUUCUUGCAACCUGUCGAUCCAGUUGCAUUGGGAAUACCACAUUACAAUGAUAUAAUUCCGCAAGAGAAUAUGAGAGAUCUAUCCCUCAUACAAUCAAAAUUAGAGAAGGACCAAUAUCCAUCAGUGGAUGCCUUCGAAGCUGAUAUAAAGUUGAUGACGUACAAUGCAAUCUUAUUCAAUGGACCAGAUUCACCAGUGUCAAUAUCGGCGAAGAUUCUAGAAAAGAUGGUAGCUAAUAGUCUGAAAGAGUUUAAGAAUAAGUUUAACUCCUUAAGCCCCCAACCUUCAACGCAGACCCAUAAGAGAGCUUCAUCGACUACUUCAGAGUCACGUAGUAAUAAAAAGAGUAGAAUAAAUUAAGUGAAUUUUGUAUUUUACAUUCAUAUUAUUGUUUCC
Wallemia mellicola CBS 633.66 is the source of this 5355-nucleotide messenger RNA. RefSeq lists its product as hypothetical. Gene Ontology annotation, molecular function: protein binding; zinc ion binding; metallopeptidase activity. The record is from RefSeq and is a predicted model, not a curated record. Gene Ontology annotation, biological process: transcription initiation at RNA polymerase II promoter. NCBI's taxonomy places the organism in Eukaryota, Fungi, Basidiomycota, Wallemiomycetes, Wallemiales, Wallemiaceae. The transcript is spliced from 8 exons. Bases 31 to 5319 code for a protein of 1762 amino acids. Gene Ontology annotation, cellular component: transcription factor TFIID complex.